UAGUUAGAUCUACUAACCUCAAUGCAUUUGAAUCAGAAAUUCAUCAAAUUUUGCAGGGAGCCGAAAAAUUGCAGUCAUAUGUGGGUAAUUAUGAAAAUAAAAAUUCUGCAAGUUUUGAUCGACAUGAUGGACCUGAAGAGGGUGAAGAACCAUCUGAAGCACUCCAAUGUGUGUACGGAUGUGAUAUUAUUGGUAUGUCUGAUACUGCUGGUGUCAUGUCCAGCUGUCACGAGACGAUGACUGAUUUGAAAGAGUCCAACACUGAUCUUCCACAUGUGGUGGAGGAUAGUAUUUUCUGCAAAGCUGAUAAUAUUCCCAGCCUUGAAAAAAAACGAGCUUCUACCACCUCCCACUUGGUAGAAGAAUUUCUCAUUGUCCCCUCAAUGGAUGAUAUUAGAUUCGGCAAUGUCAUGCCAUUUGAGUCUCAAAUUGAUCACACUUCUCAUGGUGCUGAAAAGUUAUUUUCAAAUGUGGAUUCAUUUGAAAACAAAGCUUUUGAAAGUCUUGUCCAGUAUUGUGUUUCUGAAGAGGGCGAGCCAUAUAAUGUAAAACAACAUUUUCACAGAGUUGAUAUUACUGGCACAUCAGAUACUGCUGGUGUAAAGUCUAGUUGUGACAGGAAUGUACCUGAUUUCGAGGGAUCCAGUAUCAGUUUUUCAUGUACAGUAGAGGCUAAUAUCUCCAAAGAUGCUGACCAACCCAACCUUCCAAAAGAACGGGCCUCUGCUACUCCACAUGUAGUGGAAGAAAUUAUUAAUGUCUGUUCCAGCGAUGAAGUUAGAACCUCUAAAUUUAUGCCACAUGAAUCAGAAAUUCACCGCAGUUCUCAUAGCGUUGAGAAAUUAUUUUCGCAUAUGGAUGCAUCUGAAAGCAUUGCUUGUCAGAGUAUUGGUCGCCCUGAUGGGUUUAAUGAUGGUGAGGAAAUACAACGUUCGCACAACUAUGAUGUUAGUAUAUCAGAUAUUGCUUUAGUUAAGCCCAAUUGUGAUGAAAACUUGCCUGAAUUUGAUGGUACUAACAUGGCUCUUCCUUUUGCGGAUAAUAUUGUCUUCAAAGGUGCUCACAUUCCCAGCCUUUCAAAUGAACAAGCUUCUACUAUUUCCCACAUACUAGAAGAAAUUCCCCGUGUCUGUUCAAAGGAUGAAGUUAAACUAGCUAACUUUAUGCCAUUUAAUUCAGGAUUUCAUCACACUUCUCAGUGUGGAGUGGAUGCAUUUGAAAACAAAGCAUCUGAGAGUCUUUGUCACCAUGAGGUAUCUGAAGAGGGUGAAGAACCAUAUGACGCAAAAGACAGACGUGUUGUCACUAGUAUAUUAGAUACCUCUGGUGUUGAACCCCGUUGUGAUGAGAACAUGCCUGAAUUUGAGGGAUUCGGCAUUGAUCUUCCAUAUGAAGACGAUAAUAUUGUUUUUAAAGAUGCUGACAUUCCCAGUCUUGCAAAAGAACGAGCUUUCGUCCUUGAACAGCUUCGUCAGUCAAGCAUUCUUCUCACCCCAAGGCCUAAAUCUUCCAUAAUGAACAGAAUGGAUAUGAUUUCAGAUGUUUUAAACUCUUCACCUCUCGGCAUACUUCAAAAAAUGGACUUGGAUUUCCCCCUAGAGAAUAAUAAUCCGGCCAUAGAACAAUUUACUUCGACUUCCAGCAUUAAGCGGAUGGGCAUGUUUUGCAAUAAUGGAUCACAGUUGGAUGGUCCUGUUUUUGAAAGUUCUCAUUCUCUAUCCUCUUUAAGUGCUAUGUUUGGUUCAGAGUUGCAGAGUCUUCCUUUAACCCCUCCAGCUAUAAAAUUCAGCCAUGUUAGGCUGUCUGGGAAAAAGAGUUCUAGUUCAGUGAAAGUUAGUUCUAAUCCAGAGCUUGUAUGCUUCCGUAUUGAUGAAAAUUCCUCCACUACUGAAGAAAAUGCAGAUGUCGUUCAGGUUGGCUAUUCCACUCAACGACCUUCAAGAAAUAUUGAAGUAUUAACAAAUAGCAAACCUUUGUCUGAUGUGACGUCAUUGUAUCAAAAUGGCACAUGUUUACUUUCCAAUUCCAAGGAAUUUUUGGUGAGAGAUAGCCUGGUAUCUGUAAACUCCGAUGCUGCAUCCAGCCUUGGAUUUGAAUAUCCAGAGAGAGCGUAUAACUCGAAGAACAAAGAUAAUCAUAUGUAUACAGAUGCGAUUACAGAACUUGGGAAAUCUACCAAAACUGUGAGUAAAAGGUCUGAACGGCUAAGGAUAUCAUGUAGAUCCAGUGACAGAAUUAGGAAAUACCAAAACAUUUUAAAAGGGUGCAAACAAUCCAACAUUCUAUCCAACAUAUCUUCAUUUAUUCCUCAAAUUCAGCAGAAGCAGCAACAAGCUCUGCCAUUUCAAAAGAAGAAGAAAGACAUUAAAGUUAAGGCCCUGGAAGCUGCUGAAGCUGCCAAGCGCCUUGAAGAUCAGAUGAAACUUGAGCGUGAGAAAAGAAAGGCAGCUGUGAAACUGGAGCGGGAAAAAUUGAGGCAAGAAAAUACCAAAUUACUGAAACUCGAGCAAAAACAAAAAGCUGAAGAGGGGAGGAAGAAGGAAAACAUUGCAGCAAGGAAGAGACAUAGGGAGGCAGAAGAGAGAAAAGUGAAAGAUAGAAAAAGGCAAUGCAUUGGAGAAACAAGGACAUUACAAAGACAACAUAGAGACAAUUUGCAUUUUGGGAAAGCGGAAAAAGAUAAUCGACAAAAAAUCAUAGAUGAGGAACAGAAAGGGGGGAGACGAAGAAACAAUGAAGGCCAAACGAAGUUGGAAAGUGCAAUAGAUGUUAUGGAAAGUCAAAUGGCCGCUGAAAUGCAACAUUGCACUAUUGAACUUGUAUCUGCUGAUACCAGACGAGGUGAUGAUAAGAUUAAAGCUCUAGUGGUCUCUGAUGAACGCAAAUCCUUUGAAAAGGGAGUUGGCGGUUCAAAUUUUUUACAAGAAACAGUAGAAGAUACUGUCUGUGCUGCACACAUUUCUUUUGAAUUACAAUCAUAUGAGAUGUCUCCAUAUCAAACGUCUGAUGAAGAAGACAUGGAAGAAGAUAGCAGACAUAGAAAGUACAUUCCAAAGUGGGCAAGGGAACUCAACUGCGAGCUCAGCCAGCUGCUUCUUUACAAAGCCGUCAAGCACCUCAAGCAACACAAAUGA
Molecule: messenger RNA, 3134 nt
Organism: Phalaenopsis equestris
Lineage: Eukaryota; Viridiplantae; Streptophyta; Magnoliopsida; Asparagales; Orchidaceae
Exons: 5
Coding region: 195-3134 (979 amino acids)
Source: RefSeq, a predicted model, not a curated record